Molecule: messenger RNA, 1071 nt
Organism: Peronospora matthiolae
Lineage: Eukaryota; Oomycota; Peronosporomycetes; Peronosporales; Peronosporaceae
Source: the annotation of a GenBank genome assembly
AUGAAUAUGUUGGAUGAUGAAGAUGACCAAAGCUUUCACGCUACGCGUGACGGCUACUCCCAUUUAAGCGAUGUCGAAUGGGAUGCGGUUGAACGAAUGAGUUCGACCAUGGGCAUCCAUGCUGUUAGCGUCAUGCUAGAAGCUCUCAAUAGAGAUGCCCAACAUGCUACUAUCGCCAAGUUCAUUCAAAAUGAACUUGACGCUGAACGCGAGAAAGUAGCCUUGCUUCACCAACAAGGUUCUCAACAAGCAGAGUUGUUGAGAGAACAGGGUGCUCAACAGUUUGAACUGUUGAGACAGCAGCAGGCUGCUGCUGGCGGGUCGAUGCACUCGCGUCGACCCGAGACUUUGAAGAUUGACAUCUCCAAGUAUAGGGGGGUCGAAGAAGACUCCCUCUUGAGAUGGUUCGUCGAAUUGGAUGACGCCAUAAGGGCGCGUCGCAUCGAUGAUAGGGAAAUGCAAGUUGCAUUUGCCCAGUCAAAUCUGGCAGGACGUGCCAAGACUUGGGCACUGGGGCUCAAGUUGCACGACCCAUAUGCGUUUGGGUCGUUGGAAGUCUUCAAGUCGCGGCUCAGACAAACGUUUGAACCGCCUAGAGCUGAGUUUAGAGCUCGAACUGAACUCUUGAAGCUCAAACAGGGUAAGCGUGAUGUGCACGCUUACGCCCAACAUAUACGAAAUCUUACGAGUUGUAUAAGUUCCAAUCCGGUGGAUGAACACACGUUGGUUUCGGUGUUCAUGCAGGGUCUUGCGGAUGGUCCCGUCAAGAAUCACCUGUUCCGGCUUGAACUAGAUUCACUAGAACAAGCCAUUUACAUUGCGGAACAGGAAUACUUCAGUCUGAGACAGGCUCGCGCCAGCUCGACAUCAUAUCGUCAACCGAGACGAUAUGACAACGGAGGUCCAGAGGCGAUGGAACUCUGUUAUGUAGAGAGCGAGAAGGCUCGCUCUACAGACUACAAGAAGUUGCAGAAAUGCAACAGAUGUUAUAAGACAGGACACUACGCUUACGAGUGUAGUCCCCUCUUCCAGAGUCUUGCAACACUGGGCGUAGUUACCGUCCACCCAUGA